AGCGCGCUGGGCCGGGCGGUGCCAGGCAUGCAGGGCAAGGCCAAGCUGCUGCUGGUCCACAACGGCCGCAUGGGCCCAGCUGUGUCAGAUGGAGAGUUAAACGCUUCCAGGGCCCGUGGCAGCAACCACAGUGUGAACAGCCUGCCGGGGCCACCGGCCACCUGUGGCUCCACACAGGGGUCUGUGGUCAGCUGGGCCGAAUCCUUCGAGACGCUGCUGCAGGACCAUGUGGCUGUCACCUACUUCACUGAGUUCCUCAAGAAGGAGUUCAGUGCUGAAAAUGUCUACUUCUGGCAGGCAUGUGAGCGCUUCCAGCAGAUCCCAGCCAGUGACACGCAGCAGCUGGCCCAGGAGGCGCGGCGGAUCUAUGAUGAGUUCCUCUCCAGCCACUCAGUCAGUCCGGUGAACAUCGACAAGCAGGCCUGGAUUGGGGAGGACAUGCUGGCCACCCCUUCCCCAGACAUGUUUCGCGUCCAGCAGCUCCAGAUCUUUAACCUGAUGAAGUUUGACAGCUACACACGGUUCGUGAAAUCCCCACUCUACCAGGCCUGCCUGCGGGCAGAGAGCCAGGGGCAGCCCCUGCCUGACCUGAGGCCCCACUCCCGCAGCAGCAGCCCCCCACCUGACCUCAGCAAGAAGUCGAAGCUGAAGCUGGGCAAGUCCUUGCCACUGGGCGUGGAGAUGGCAGGCAGUGGUGCCAACCGCAGCCCCCGCCGCUCCUUCAGGAAGGGAGAGCGGAGGGAACCUUCCUGGGCAGAAGGGGGAGAAGGCGGUGGGAGCACUGUGCUGUGGCGGGAGUCCCAGGGCUCACUCAACUCCUCGGCCAGCCUGGACCUGGGCUUCCUGUCCUCAGCCAGCACAUCUGCCAGCCCCUGGACAGAGGGCCAUCGGAAGAGCCUGGGGGGCAGUGAGGCAGAGCUGCCAGCCAAGCCCAUGAAGUACUGCUGCGUCUACCUGCCUGAUGGCACAGCCUCGCUGGCUGCUGUCCGGCCUGGCCACUCCAUCCGUGACAUGCUGGCAGGGAUAUGUGAGAAGCGUGGCUUCAGCCUCCCUGACAUCAAGGUCUACUUGGUGGGGAAUGAACAGAAAGCGCUGGUGCUGGAUCAGGAGUGCUCUGUGUUGGCAGAUCAGGAGGUGAAGCUGGAGAACAGGAUAAGUUUUGAGCUGGAAAUCUCCUCCCUCAGGAAGACCAUCCGCAUCAUAGCCAAGUCAACCAAGAGCAUCCGGGAAGCGCUGCAGCCCAUGCUUGGGAAGUACGGCGUGACCAUGGAGCUGGCGCUGCUGCGGAGGCAAGGUGAGCCAGCCACCCUGGACCUGGAGAAGCUUGUCAGCACUGUGGCUGCUCAGAAACUCAUCCUGGAAACACCAGCAGGCAUGAGACUGAUGGAGAGUGCCGAGGCUGCAGCUGCCCCCUCCCCGCUCCGCAGCGAGGAGGGAAGCCCGACAGGAGCAGAGUCCGACGCGCUAGAUGAGAUGCCCUCCUCCUCCUCCUCCCGGCCUCGGUCUUCAGCUGCCGCUAACUUGAACCGCCGCACAUAUGACCUGGAAGGACUGGUGGAGCUGCUGAACCGUGCCCAGAGCUGCCGGGCCAAUGACCAGCGUGGGCUGCUCUCCAAGGAGGACCUGGUCCUGCCUGACUUCCUCCAGCUCCCUGGGCAGGACGACAGCACCCGCAAGGGUUCAGAUCAGCCCCACACCCCUCACCCAGCCUCCAAGGGAAAUGACCAUGCUCAGCCUGCAGAGCCUGCGCCAGCUCAGCCUCCAGUCAACCACGAGCUCCGAUGAGUCCUGCUGCACACCCACACCCGGCGCGUGGUAACCCGGGCCAUGCUGGGGUUCAACGCAGGGCCUGACUGGCCCGUCCUGCACUGCCGACACUGCCCAGACUGCAGUUUCAUCCGCGUCCUGUCCCAAACUGUCGUGUCGUGUCGCUGUGAGUGGUUGAGCAGCUGCCAUGCCCCUUGGUGGGGUCACAUUCUGGUGCACGUCAAAGGAGUCCUGUACAUAGUUUGAACCCCUCUUGCAAAGCACUUUGCGAUGUCCCACGCAUGCCUGGUGCUGUCCUGCCCAGUGCUUCUGCCACUGGCAGAGUUGCUGCCCCAGCAAAUCCUGCCUGUGCCACCUGGCACAACCCUACGGACUGUUCAGGUGGGGAAAGCACCCUUCCAGCUGAAGGGAGUGUGGGACAGAGAGGGUGGGUGGGGUGGCAAGGCAGGCUCCAACCCUGAACCCCCUGCUGUGGGCAGGCAGGGUCAGAGGAACACAUGUCCAGAGCUGAGGGCCGGCUUGGGUCCCUAACUCUGUGGGAACAGGGCUUGCCCCCUGUUGGUGUGCAGGUCUGUGCUUCCCAGGAAAGGUGAGCAUGGCCCUGCCAGCCUGUGCCCUGAGCGGGUUGUUGCUGUCCGUGUUGUGUGAACGUGGCUGGGCCUGAUCCUGCCCGAUAGCACUGCAAUUGUGGAGCAGGGCACCUGGGUCUUGCCUGGAGCAGACAGAGGCAGAGCCAGCAGGUUGUGCCAAACAAGCCUUCUCCUCCCCCAAGGGAGACCCUGUGUGGGCUGCUGCUGGAGCAACCCACAGAAGCAGAUCCCUGUAGAUCCUCAGCCAAGCUGGGGCUGUGAGUGCUCAUCCCUCGAGGAUGGGCCUCCUGGUGCCAUAGGAAUGCAGCCCUCCUGGCUGCUGAGCAUCUCAGCCUGGUGUGUGGGUACCCAGCGUGUGCCCUGCCUGGCAUUCCUUGCGGGAGGCUGGCCUGUAAACUUGAGCCUGGAUCUGCUGGAUUUGGCUGUGCCUUGUGGGUCCCCAGCAGCCCCCUGUCCCCAAAGGUCCCAGAACCACUCUGUGAUGGAGCCAGCCUCCUGACAGCAGCCAGGAGAUCCCUCCAUUGUCUGCGUAUGCCAGAGCCCUUCCUGGCUGUGCCCUGGGUCACUGCUUCAUCACCACUGCCCAGCCAGAGGCAGAGAGGUGGCCCAGGGCAGGGGCUUGUGGCCAUCCAGCCCCACACUGCCAUGGCCAGCUGUGGUCCCCGUCAGAGCCCCCCAGUGUUUCUGUGGUGCUGCCCAGUCCUGUCUGUGGUGUGAAACCAGGGGAAAUAAAGAGCAUU
This is a messenger RNA of Apus apus (common swift), 3097 nucleotides long. It is a transcript of the gene RGS14, whose product is annotated as regulator of G protein signaling 14. NCBI's taxonomy places the organism in Eukaryota, Metazoa, Chordata, Aves, Apodiformes, Apodidae. The transcript is spliced from 15 exons. Bases 28 to 1785 code for a protein of 585 amino acids. The record is from RefSeq and is a predicted model, not a curated record. Gene Ontology annotation, molecular function: GTPase activator activity; G-protein alpha-subunit binding; microtubule binding. Gene Ontology annotation, biological process: signal transduction; regulation of G protein-coupled receptor signaling pathway.